AGCUCUUAUUCUUUGACAUAGUCAAUUUAAAAAAAUACCAUGUGCGUAACGAUUCAAUUGUUUUAUUAUAUUUAAUUCAAUAAGUACAAUAUCAUGGAUUACGUAGUAGGUAGUGUUGCGGCCUUAGUAACUGGUAAUGUAACUCCUAAUCGACCAAAAUUUCUAAAACGUGCGUUAACCCCGACAAAACACCAACCCUCUCCAAAUGUUACCCCGAAGAGUGAGCUCGCUGAUGACCGAUCAAUUUUUCUUUCACCUACAUUACAAAAGAAGAAGGCUGUUGUAAAAAAGUCACCUAAAAGGAUUUUUGAAAACCCUGACUUGGACGUCACCAAUGAUGAUGAAGGGAGUACGAAAUCUAAAAGUCCGAAGGCCGAAAAAGUUAAAAAGCAUCUUAAAGAAGACCUAGACGCAGAUUUAAGUCCUAAAUCAAUUAAAAACAAAAGCCCAAGUAUUAAAGAUGUACAAUUUCAGAGUACAGAAAAUGAAGAUAUGGAUAUUUCUGGCAGCUCACAAGUUGAAAAUGAAAGUACUCCUAAAAAGAAGAAAAAGAAACAAAGUCUUAUUAUUGAACCAAUUGACAAUAUAAAUACUUCAAUUGACAAUAUUGAUGAAAUUAAAAAUAAAACAAUCUCACCUAAAAAAAAUAAAAAAGGCAAGAAAAAAACUAUUGUUGAAACGAAUGUUGACGCAGAGAAUAACAUAAGCCAUACAAAUGAAACUCAAAAUAAUGAAACUGAGAAAUCAGAUACAGAAGAAAAUUCUACAGUUAUUAAACAAAGCAAGAUUUUAAACAAUAUUGAAAAUUUGGAAAACCCUAAAAAAGCUAAAAAGAAGAAUAAGAAACAAAAGAAAAAAUUAAAUAAUAAAACCGACAAUACCAACAGUAUGGUUACAAAAAAUACACUGGCCGAGUCUAAUAUAAGUAUCUCAAAAAAAAAUAAGAAUAAAACUACAGUUAAUCCUAAUGCUAUUACGGAUAAAGACAGUGAUUCAGAACAUGAUUCCGAUAAUGAGAUUGAUUCAGAAGACGAACAGAACAAUAAAGAAGUACUUGACACAGGUCCAGCGGACGACAGCUCAGAAGAUGAAGAAGAGAAGCCAAAGAAGAAAGAAAAAGUACAGAAGAAAGAAGUAGUCGUAAAUACAGAAGAAGAAGUCAAAAGAACACUGUUUGUAGGAAAUGUGCCUUUCAGUCCAAAAUGCAAGAAGGAAAUUAAAAAGAUCUUUAGUAAAUACGGGCAGAUUGAAACCGUAAGAAUCCGCACAGUCCCUGUUAAAGAUGGUAGAGCAACCCCUAAGUUAGCUGUAAUCAAGAACGAUCUCCAUCCAGAGCGUUCAACUGUCAAUGUGUAUGUCAAAUUCCAGGAUGCAUCAUCUGUAAGAGAGGCAUUAGCUGAAAAUGGUACUGUACUAAAUGAUCAUCACUUAAGAGUGACCUUCAGUGACUGUACGGGUUCAGAACAUGACCCUAAAUGCGCUAUCUUCGUUGGAAAUCUACCAUUUGCACUGGAAGACGAGACUCUACAACAGAAGUUCCAGCAGUGCGGAGAGAUUGAAUCCGUACGGAUCAUAAGAGACUCUAAGACAAAAGUGGGGAAAGGAUUUGGAUAUGUUAACUUUAAAUCUAAAGACGCUGUUGAAUUGGCCCUACAGUUACCCGAAGAGGACUUAACAAUCAAAAACAGAAUACUCCGGGUGAAAAGAUGUAUGCAAACAAAUACUAAACAAAAACCUCAACAGGAAAAUCGCAGGGGAAAUUUCCAAGGAGGUCGUGGCAGAGGGAAUACACGAGGUGUAUUUGACAGGGGAAAUACGCAAGGUGGAUUUGGAAGGGGAAAUGAACAAGGUGGUUUUGGCAGAGGGAGUAUGCGAGGUGGCUUUGACAGAGGCAAUUCGCGAGGUGGUUUUGGCAGGGGAAAUACACGAGGUAGUUUUGGCAGGGGAAAUACGCGAGGUGGUUUUGGCAGAGGAAAUAUGCGUGGUGGUUUUGACAGGGGUAAUGUGCAGGGUAGGGAACAGUUUUGGAACGGAGAUGACAAGCAAGUGGGUAGACCUGCCUAUAAUGAUAGUAAAGCUGACGGAGCUAUGAGAAGAUUAAUGAAGAAGAGAUCAAACCAGGAUGGUGCUGAUGGUCCUCCAAAUAAAAUGCAAAAAACUAUAAAUCAGCCAGGGAAAAAGCAGCGCAAGGAAUUUGUUGGAAUGACAGCAGAAAAGAAAAAGAAAAGCAAAUUCGACAAGGGACAAAAGAAGAAGAAAGCACUCAGUGAGAUAUUAACUAAAUAA
This is a messenger RNA of Papilio machaon (common yellow swallowtail), 2286 nucleotides long. Its product is annotated as nucleolar protein 12-like. Gene Ontology annotation, molecular function: mRNA binding. The record is from RefSeq and is a predicted model, not a curated record. Gene Ontology annotation, cellular component: cytosol. The coding region runs from base 94 to 2286 and encodes 730 amino acids. The transcript has 6 exons. Lineage: Eukaryota; Metazoa; Arthropoda; Insecta; Lepidoptera; Papilionidae.